AUGUCUGACCUGCUUGGGCGCAUCGACGGUCUCGGCGAGACUCUCUCAAGGUGCAUUUUUGACUUUGCGGGCCCGUUGUCGCAGUACCUCUUGGGCCGCGGCGCAUGGACAUCCUCUUUCUUCGUGCUACAUAGCCAAAUGGAAGCCGUGUACGCCGACGCGUACGCGAUGGACUGGGAAGGUGACCUCGCGACGCUACCGGGUCGCGGCCCGAGCCGUGAGCGCGACCGCGUGAGUCGAUCUUUUGAGCACAUUCGGACGCUCGGUAUGUACGAGCGGUAUCAAGCCAUCGUCGGCGGCGCCGUCUUGUCGACCUGUGGCUUUCGCGAUGGAUACGACACGAAUGGCUGCCGCGAUGACGUCCCGUUCGACAUUCCGCCCAACAGCCUCGACGACGUUGGCCUGCGCAACUGCUGGGACUUUGCCGUGACGCCGUUCUUGGAUCGGCCGAUCGCGCUCGCCCACGCCGCAGCCUACAAUGGCCACGCAGCUCUGCUAUACAAAUUAGGCAGCGACUGCGGCGUUGACCUCGCACGUCUGCGCGAUGCACCGGACGGCAAGACGCUUCUCUUCGACCAUGCAGCAAGUCGCGGGUACCUCGAUGUUCUCAAGUGCCUCCAUGCCGCCGGCAACAAGCACUGCACGACGCGCGCCAUGGACAGCGCCAUCACAAACGGCAAUCUCGAAAUCGUUCAGUGGCUGCACGCGGCGCGCGACGAAGGCUGCUCGCCAGACGGGUUUGACACCGCGUACCAAAAGUGGGAAGACGGGCCGGACAGGGCCGCGAUCUUUGCAUUGCUCGAAGCCGCGUGCGGGUACGGCGGCUUCACGGACGAGGCGCUUGUGAUCGCUGCGCGCACUGGCGACGUGCGCUUCCUCAAGGCCGUCACUGAUACCAAUGCGGAGGGUGUGCCUGUGAACGCGCUUUGUCGCAGCGUCGAGAACCUUGUCAAGGCUAUGACGGAAGUGGCUCGCUACGGCCCGAUGGAGUCGAUGGAGGUCUUGCACGCACUAUUGCCGAUCGGCGCCGCGGGGACGGAGCCCAUGGACGCGGCCCUCCUCCAUUGCAACCGCGCCGCCAUUCGUUUUCUUCUGACGCACCGUCCAAGCGAAGGCUGCUCCGUGCGCGGGUUCGAAGACGCACUCGACGUAUUCGACAUGAACGAGUUCUUGGAGCCCUUCAUGACGGCCCAGCCCGAGAUCAUCCCUGUCAUCGUCGAGUGCUUUGCGAGCCUCGGCGAAGAAGACGCGGUCAUGGACUUGUACGAAGGCGACGAGAUCGUUCGCAACCCGAACGUCAUGGCGUGGGCUGCGCACCAUGGCAAGCUGGACUGGAUGCGCAAGCUCCACGAGGUCUACAACGAGUCGUACACGGACGCAGCGACGGACCGCGCGGCCGGCCAAGGUCACUUCACUAUCGUUCAGUUCUUGCUUGAGGCCGGUGCCAAGUCCGAUACACUGGCGCUGCUGGUUGCCCACGACACGACCAAGCACAAGUGCAACCUCGCGAUCGCUCGCGCUCUCGUGGGCGGCGAGUAUACGGCCGCUGCUGAGGCCAUUUACGAGGCUGCAGCUUGCACGGGCGACCUCUACACCGAGUGGGGGCAGUACGCGCACUUGGUUGACCCGAACCGUGACGACUUGCGCCCGGCGUUUAGUGGAUGGCGCGACACCGAGUGCGGCGGUGGGUACAGCUCUGGGGAUAGUGACUAUUAA
Messenger RNA from Saprolegnia parasitica CBS 223.65, 1716 nucleotides. RefSeq lists its product as hypothetical. Bases 1 to 1716 code for a protein of 571 amino acids. Lineage: Eukaryota; Oomycota; Saprolegniomycetes; Saprolegniales; Saprolegniaceae. The transcript has 2 exons. Gene Ontology annotation, molecular function: protein binding. The record is from RefSeq and is a predicted model, not a curated record.